AAUACCCAAAUUCCCAGCGCCACCUGAACGCACCUUGAAAAGCAAAACGAGGUCGGUCGGCGGGUCGGUCGGCUAGCAACCGUUAACAGUCAGCAGGCCAGGCGGCCUCAAGAAGCGUCGCUUCGAGAUGGAGGUGACACGCAAAUCUUUUAAAGACUGUUUAAACCUGGUGUACGCCGCGAUAGAGGAGGCGGACUUUCUCGCCAUCGACGGAGAGUUUUCAGGGAUCAGCGAUGGACCCAGCGUCAGUGCGCUCACCAACGGGCUGGACACGCCGGAGGAACGCUACACUAAGCUCAAAAAGCAUUCUAUGGAUUUUCUACUCUUCCAAUUUGGCCUGUGCACCUUCAAGUAUGACCAGAAAGACUCCAAGUACAUCACAAAGACUUUUAACUUUUAUAUCUUCCCGAAACCUUUCAACCGGGCGUCACCUGACAUCAAGUUUAUCUGCCAAAGUUCCAGUAUUGACUUUUUGGCCAGUCAAGGCUUUGACUUCAACAAGGUUUUCUGUCACGGAAUCCCCUACCUGAACCACGAGGAGGAGGCCCAGCUGAGGGAGCAGGCGGAGGAGAGGCGAAACCAGCAGGCCAACGGCGCGGGAACGCCGUCCUACGUGUCGCCGUCCUGCUCCAAGGGCCCCGCCCACGUGCCCGACGAGCACAAGGACUUCAUCGACCGAGCCGUGGAGAAGGUGGAGGCCCUGCUCUCCGGCACGGAGAAAAGCACCGACCUGGAGCCGUGCAGCGGGUUCCAGAGGAAGUUGAUCUACCAGACACUCAACUGGAAGUUUCCAAAGGGGCUCCAUGUAGAAACUGUGGAGAUGGAGGACAAGAAGGAGCGCAUCAUCCAGGUCAGUAAGGUGGACGACGAGGAGAGGAGGAAGAGGGAGCAGCAGAAACUGGAGAAGGAACAGGGGCAACUGAACGACGCCGUGGGCUUCUCCCGGGUCAUCCACGCCAUCUCCAAGUCUGCCAAACUGGUGGUGGGCCACAACAUGCUGCUGGACGUCAUGCACACUAUCCACCAGUUCUAUUGCCCUCUGCCGCAAGAUCUUCACGAUUUUAAGGAGGUCACCAUGUGCGUUUUCCCAAGGCUUCUGGAUACAAAGUUGAUGGCGUCCACUCAGCCCUUUAAGGAGCUGAUCAGCAACACGUCUCUGGCCGAGCUGGAGAAGCAGCUGAAUGAAAGCCCGUUCAAAGCUCCUCAGAUAGAGGCCGCCCAAGGCUUUCCCAGCUACAACACGGCCAAGGAGCAGUUGCACGAGGCCGGCUACGACGCCUACAUCACCGGCCGCUGCUUCAUCUCCAUGGCCAACUACCUGGGCUCUUACCUGGCGCCGCCCAAAGCGCACGUGUCGGCCGGCUCCAAACUGGUGGAGCCUUUCUACAACAAACUUUUCCUGAUGAGGAUAAUCGACAUCCCCUACCUCAACAUCACGGGACCGGACUUGCAACCCAAGCGGGACAACGUCCUCUACGUGACCUUCCCCAAAGAAUGGAAGACCAGUGACCUCUAUCAGCUCUUCAGUGCCUUUGGAAACAUCCAGGUCUCGUGGGUGGACGACACGUCGGCCUUUGUGUCCCUCAGCCAGACGGAGCAGGUGCAGAUAGCCAUGAACACCAGCCGCUACGCCGAGAGCUACAAGAUCCGGACGUACGCCGACUACGUCCGGGCCAAGCGGCAGGACAAGGACAAGGAGAAGCCGGCUCCCGAGUCCUGGCCCGAAGACGGCUGGCUCAAGCCUCACUACGCCGCUUCUUCCGUCUUUGGAUAUUCCGGUGCUCUUGGGAAGCGCAGCGGCAGUCCCAUCCAGGCGGAGCAGGGAAGCGGCGGCGCCGACGGCUGGACUCGCUACUCGUACUCGGACUGUGUCGGGAGCAAGAAGAUGAAAACUGACGAAGUUGUGGAGAGCAAGACGUCAGAAGGGUGGCUGAAGACCACGACGGUCCCCGCAGGGACGCCGCCGCCGAGUCCUCCGAGUCGAGUCCCGGGGAGGACGGAUCCGAAGGCGCAGAGUCGGCAAAGGACGACGAGACGCUCUGCUGGCGGCGGGCCGCAGCGGUCGUGCCGCCGGUGCAUCAAAGUCAAAAGAAGAAGAAAGCUGAAGUUUCUCCUCGUUCCGGUGCUGGAACGUCAUCGUCGCCGUUUGAGGUCCCCGAGGUGUGGUAGGUAGCACCGAGGCAACUCGGGACCAGCCAGGCGGAGCGGCGAGGCGCCCACAAGCCAUAGAGAUGGACGGUUGCGCUUUCCCACACUUCAACACGCACAAUCCAAACAGUUCUUUUACACACGGGGCAAAACCGGAAUGGAGCUGGUGCGCUCUUCUCCAUUUUGUGUUUUGUUAGUUUUUUUUUUUUAUACUUGCGUGCGCAUUAGCUAAGCUGCCGCAAGGUGAAAGUGUCGUUGACAACAUCAGGGUUGAGCGUGAGGUCUAUUUAAAAUGCUGUCAUUUUAAAAUCAACAAAUAUGAUCUUGUUUUAGCAAACGUACAGAAAGGAUAUCACCAAACAA
Messenger RNA from Syngnathus acus (greater pipefish), 2511 nucleotides. RefSeq names its product poly(A)-specific ribonuclease (deadenylation nuclease) (gene parn). The record is from RefSeq and is a predicted model, not a curated record. Gene Ontology annotation, cellular component: cytoplasm; nucleus. Gene Ontology annotation, biological process: nuclear-transcribed mRNA poly(A) tail shortening. Lineage: Eukaryota; Metazoa; Chordata; Actinopteri; Syngnathiformes; Syngnathidae. Gene Ontology annotation, molecular function: metal ion binding; poly(A)-specific ribonuclease activity; RNA binding. Bases 128 to 2173 code for a protein of 681 amino acids. The transcript has 25 exons.